AUGGAUGUGGCCUUAGUCGCUGCCUUUGCUAUUCUCACAGUUGCGAUUGGCCGGACAUCUGAGACUUUGUUUCCUGUGGCCUUUAGCUGUUGCACAAAAAUAUCAGAGGAAAUUCCCAAGGGAAUUCUUCAAAGAGUGGAGAGGUUUGACAUCCAGAAAGCUGAUGGCCUGUGCCACUUAGAAGCUGUUAUUCUCUACAUAGAAGGCAGAAAGUUCUGUGUAAGCCCACGGAUUAAAAAAGUUAAGAAAUGGAUGAAGAAGAAGAGAUUAAGUAUUCACCAAAAACGUGGUAGAAGACAAAGAAGAACCAAAAUUGAAAAAGAGAAAAAGAGAGAGAGAGAGAGAAGCGGCAGUGACGCAGGCGCUGUGAUGCAAACCCCCGUGGACUACGGCACUGUGUACAAGGACAGCGGAGUGCACCGGGGAUGGUCACGAUAG
Messenger RNA from Tinamus guttatus (white-throated tinamou), 438 nucleotides. It is a transcript of the gene CCL28, whose product is annotated as C-C motif chemokine ligand 28. Gene Ontology annotation, cellular component: extracellular region. Gene Ontology annotation, molecular function: chemokine activity. NCBI's taxonomy places the organism in Eukaryota, Metazoa, Chordata, Aves, Tinamiformes, Tinamidae. The record is from RefSeq and is a predicted model, not a curated record. Gene Ontology annotation, biological process: immune response.